AUGCCAAGUCUGGCAGCACUUCCAGAUGAGCUGCUGAUCCAUCGUCCCACCCAUUGGGAACAGGUUCCAGGCUUAUUCCCAGAUACCACGCAGCUGCUGCCAAUGGCAGUCCCUGGAGAGACGAAUGCCGCUUCUGGCUCACAAGUGGCCUGCCUCGGUAGAUCGUUUGCACAGAUCGCAGCAGAGGCAGACAGUUCCGUGGACGAUGACGAAGGUGAUAGCUUUGCGCAUGAGCUCAACCUCACUGAGGAUAUGCACGUUGCGAACCUCAAUGCCAGCUCGACCGUGUUCCAAAUGGGCACUCAUGGCGGAGAGGGCUCGAAGGUGAGCACGAAGAAGAGUGGGAAGAGGAAGGUGAAGGAGUCAAGCGAUAAAGAGGAAGUACCGACUGUCAAGCUGCCAAAGAAGAAGUGCGCGACGAAGGAAUACAAGAGCAAGGAGUUCAUCGAAAGUGAAGAUGAGACUCUGGCGCCGCCUUCCAAUCUACCUGCCAAGACCGCAGGGGACUCUAACGCCGGUGUUGUAAAGAUGAACGCCCCUGCCAAACCUGUCAGACAGACAACAGGGAUGACGGUGUCGCCUCAUGUCGCACCGAAGGUGAAGGUGAAGGUGACGGUGUCACAGAAGGACAUGUGGAAAAAGACGUCCACCCGCGUGUCUGACUUCAUGUGGGCACAUGCAACGGAUUUGCUCGUUCCUUGCAUCGGCUGCAAGGAGAAAGGGUGGCCAUGCAAGCUCCACACCACCAACUUCAGUCAGUGCCUCGAAGGUGCAGCACGAGGCAUCAGUUACAGCAUCGCGCCGAGGAACAGGGAUGGCAUGCCCCUGCGAGAAAACUCACACACCACACAGCGUGAGUUCCAAGAGAUGUGCGCAGCCCUGGUGUUAGAGUGCAAGCUGCUGCCGAUGUCGCCACCUCCAUACGACGUCCACGUCGACUCCGAUGAGCCCGACAGUGCAGAACCACUGGUCAUAGAAGCAUCGAAGUGCAAGCUGCCGAAGAAGACCAAGACGUGCAAUGCUGCGACAUCCAGCUCCAAGGUCAAGGGUGGUGAGGAGGUCGAGGUGAUGAAGCAGAAGGUGACCGUCACGCCCGAUGAAGCCAACGCUGAAGACAAGGCCUCAGUGGAGAAAUUGUUGAAGUUCAAGCGCCCCACCAAGUCCGCCACUGUCACUGGAGCUGUGGCUCCGUCAAACUCUGGCGAGGUCACCAACUCUGGUGAGGUCUCCAAGUCUGGCGCGCCUGCCAAGUCUGGUGCAGUCACCAAACCUGGCGAAGGUAAGAAGUCAGGACCCAAGCCAAAGCCGGUGAGGAGCCAAAACUCAGGUGCGCAAGAUGGUGGCGAGGUCACCAGGACCUCAGUACAUGAGGCGGAUGAGGUCCUGCCUGCCAAGUCUGUUGCGAAGGAGGGCGAGCAGACAACAAGGGUGGCAAUGGGAGGUCGCUCAGGCCCAAUGGUGCCCGUGAUCACCAGGAAGGCGAAGGCGAGUGCUCCGAAGGCAGCAGCCAAGAUGCCUCUGGCGGAAGGCGAUGGCAUGGAGGAAGCCGCCAGGCUGGCAAUGGAGGCGGUGCAGGCUAUGGCCUUCCAAACAGGGCCAGCUGUUCCGCCGCAAGCUAGCAGCAGCAAGCGCAUGCUGACACCAGUCGCCAACGAAUCAGAGGAUGCGCCAGAGUAUCAGGCAGAGGUGGCGGAGGAUGAGCACGUGUCCUUGGAGCGGCCACACGACGAUCGGCAGUGUUCGCUGCUGAUGCCCCAUGAGAUGAGCGCAGGAGCUGCCGAGGUGGCACAGGAGGUGACGCCCUGCCUGGAGAUAUCCAAGGCGUCGAAGGGAGCGAAGUCCUCUGCAUUGGCGAAGGCGGGACAUGUCGAUGAAGGGCGAAGGCCAGCAAAGAAGGGCACCACACUGGACCACAAGGCAGCGAAGAAGGAGGCGAAGGCGAAUCACCUUAGAGCAGUGCCUCCGACCAGCAAGGCACCCCACUUGCGCGACAUCCAUGGCGAAGAAACCUCACAGUCAUCCAACAAUGACUGCGUGAAUUGUGCCGAGUUGCAACAGGAGUUCCUGGCACACAAGGACGGGAUGGAAGUCCAAUUCCAGGAGAGGAUGGCGGACCUCAACACCGUCAAGGCAGAGAUCACAGCGGCGCUCCAGCGAAUCAACCUGCCAUUUGCGCUUCAAGAAAAUGCCUGGAGCAUUUGCGAAGAGGUCAAGUUGGUGAUGGAGGAGUUUCACAGGCCGGUCACCAUCGAGCUACAGGAGAGCGUGAAGUUGGCAGUGGCGGACCUCGUUGCCAAGCGACAUUGCCUGCCAGAGCUCAAAGAGAAGGUCAACAGGUUGGAGCAAGGUGUGAACCAGACGGUGAGCCAGGUGAAUGUCGAGAAGCUGCAGGGUGAAUUGGCCGACCUUCGUCAUUCGAUGGAGCUCCAGGCAGCGUGGUCAGACAGCAUGGAGAAAAAGCUCAGGUCUUCAGUGGCAGAGGCGAUCGCUCAAGCGAGCAAGCUGGAGAUGGAAUUGGCGCUCGCCAAAGAGGAUUCGAUGGCAGUGGCGACGUCCACUUUGGAUAAAGUGAAGAAGGUGGGGAAGGAGGUGGCGACGGUGAGAGAGGAAACCUCACUGGUGGUGAAGUCUUUGGACGCAUUCUGA
Molecule: messenger RNA, 2646 nt
Organism: Sparassis crispa
Lineage: Eukaryota; Fungi; Basidiomycota; Agaricomycetes; Polyporales; Sparassidaceae
Exons: 8
Coding region: 1-2646 (881 amino acids)
Source: RefSeq, a predicted model, not a curated record